UCAAAGACAAAAUACUGUUAAUUGAAACUACACUGCAUAUUCAGUCCUUUGCUUCAUUUACUUAAUGGAUUACAAGGUCAGCAAGGGAACAGUCACACGCUUGGUCAUGCACACACACACACACACACACACACACAACGGGGGAGACGUAAGCACGGUAUAAAAGGUAGCUAUACCUGUUUCUGAGAACACAGACCGAUCACGUCUCGCAGGAAGUCAAGAACAAAGGUAAAUUAUCAAAUGAAAUAUUUGUGAGCAAUUGAACAAUCGUAACACAUAGUCGUGCAGCCUAAUGUAUGUACACGUUUGACCUUAUUAUAGCCAUCAUGUUUUGGACGAGAUACGCUGGAGCAAGUAUGCUACUGUUUUUUAUGCUUAUUCACCUUGGACGACUGCAUCCAAGAAACGAUAUGAAUAACUUUGGAUGUGAGGAGUGCAAACUCAAGGAGAACAACAUUUUCUCAAAACCUGGAGCUCCUGUCUAUCAGUGCAUGGGAUGCUGCUUUUCUAGGGCUUACCCCACGCCCCUGAGGUCCAAGAAAACCAUGCUUGUCCCAAAAAACAUCACAUCAGAAGCUACAUGCUGUGUAGCCAAAGAAGUUAAACGGGUGCUUGUCAAUGAUGUCAAACUAGUGAACCACACAGACUGCCACUGCAGCACCUGCUACUAUCAUAAGUCUUAAAAAUCAACACUGCGACAUUCAAGUUUUGCUUGCGUUCGCCUCAAACUAGCUAUGUUCCCAUCUACCUGUCACUUUACGCCACUUAUUCGAAUUUUACUAGCUAUUUGUCAAAUCGUCAAGGCCGGGUGUUUUUCCACCGCUUCUUUUCCAACAGGUUGUCGUCACUACUGCAGCCAACACGG
Messenger RNA from Puntigrus tetrazona (Sumatra barb), 865 nucleotides. RefSeq names its product glycoprotein hormones, alpha polypeptide (gene cga). Gene Ontology annotation, biological process: thyroid hormone generation; positive regulation of steroid biosynthetic process. NCBI's taxonomy places the organism in Eukaryota, Metazoa, Chordata, Actinopteri, Cypriniformes, Cyprinidae. Bases 297 to 683 code for a protein of 128 amino acids. Gene Ontology annotation, molecular function: follicle-stimulating hormone activity. The transcript is spliced from 3 exons. Gene Ontology annotation, cellular component: extracellular region; follicle-stimulating hormone complex. The record is from RefSeq and is a predicted model, not a curated record.